AUGGGGGCCAAUCCUGNGCUGCUGCGCCCCCGGCUGCACGGGCUGCGGCAGAUGUGCUCGCGGCGGGCGGCGCUGCAGCGGCGGGCGCUGUGGGUGCUGGCUUUCUGCACCUCGCUGGGCUUGCUGCUCUCCUGGUCCUCCAGCCGGCUGCUGCACUGGCUCGCCUUCCCCUCGCACACCCAGGUGCGCACCGAGUGGAGCCGCCAGCUGCCCUUCCCCGCCGUCACCCUCUGCAACAACAACCCGCUGCGCUUCCCCCGCCUCUCCAAGGGGGACCUCUACUACGCCGGCCACUGGCUGGGGCUGCUGCUGCCCAACCGCACCGCCCGCCCGCUGGUCACCGAGCUGCUCCGCGGCGACCCGGCGCGCCUGCAGUGGUUCGCCAAGCUCGCCGACUUCCGCCUCUUCCUGCCGCCCCGCCACUACGAGGGCAUCAGCGCCGACUUCAUGGACCGCUUGGGCCACCAGCUGGAGGACAUGCUGCUCUCCUGCAAGUACCGCGGCGAACUCUGCGGGCCCCAGAACUUCUCCGCGGUGUUUACAAAAUAUGGGAAAUGUUACAUGUUUAACUCAGGAGAAGAAGGGCGGCCCCUGCUUACCACAGUCAAAGGUGGGACGGGCAAUGGAUUGGAGAUCAUGCUGGACAUACAGCAGGAUGAAUACUUACCAAUAUGGGGAGAAACAGAGGAAACGACGUUUGAAGCUGGAGUCAAAGUUCAGAUCCACAGCCAGUCGGAGCCACCCUUCGUCCAAGAACUUGGCUUCGGAGUGGCCCCUGGAUUUCAGACCUUUGUCGCCACACAGGAACAACGGCUGACCUACCUGCCCCCUCCGUGGGGCGAGUGUCGCUCGUCGGAUGUGGGCUUAGACUUUUUCCCCGUUUACAGUAUCACGGCUUGCAGGAUCGACUGUGAAACUCGCUACAUUGUGGAAAACUGCAACUGCAAAAUGGUCCACAUGCCAGGGGACGCUCCGUUCUGUACUCCAGAGCAGUAUAAGGAAUGUGCAGAGCCUGCGUUGGGUUUGCUUGCUGAAAAGGACAGCAAUUACUGUAUCUGCAGGAUGCCGUGUAACCUGACCAGGUACAACAAAGAACUCUCCAUGGUGAAGAUCCCCAGCAAGACUUCAGCCAAGUACUUGGAGAAGAAGUUUAACAAGUCUGAAAAAUACAUCUCAGAGAAUAUUCUCGUGCUGGAUAUAUUUUUUGAAGCACUCAACUAUGAGACAAUUGAGCAGAAGAAAGCAUACGAAGUGGCAGCUUUACUUGGUGACAUUGGCGGUCAGAUGGGAUUGUUUGUUGGUGCUAGUAUCCUUACAGUACUAGAGCUCUUUGAUUAUAUUUACGAGCUGAUCAAGGAAAGAUUGUUAGACCUGCUUGGCAAGGAGGAGGAGGAGGGGAGCCAUGACGAAAACGUGAGCACUUGCGACCCCAUUCCAAAUCAUUCCGAAACCAUCAGCCACACUGUGAACGUGCCCCUGCAGACGACCCUGGGAACGCUGGAGGAAAUCGCCUGCUGACACUUCUUUGCCAGCUCCGGAGUGCCAAGAACAACCGAAAGGAGACUGCCCAGGAAAGCAAGGACCAAGCUCAGGUUUGCACCGGGGGAAAAGGAAGAAAAUCGCUAUGCAUUAAAAAAAAAUAAUAUAUAUCUAUGUAUAACUGUAUAUAUAUUCUACAUCUCUGCCAAAACCAAGCGAGCGGCGCCUUGGCCUUGACACACGUCGUCCUUUCCUGUGGCGGGGCUUGUCUUCGGGAUCUGAAGACACACUUGUUUUUGAACUGUACAGACCAACCCAGAAACUAAGAAACCCACCAUUUCAUAUACUGUCGACUGUAUAAAGCACUUGCAUGCCGGUACUUUUUAUGAGAAUCUAUUCCUAGCUGUCUUUCUAAGCUCUGUUCCUCUGUACAGGCUCUGAUUUCACUACCAAGAAGGAAUUUUGCAGGCCCGUCCAGCCCUGAAAUCGCCGUUAAUUAGGCUGUAUUAGAAUAAAGAACCAAACAAACGUGCAGCUCUUGGACUCUGCUUACCUCCUUGUUCUUCUUGUCAGUUUGCUAGGCCCGGCCCCCCAAAGGCUAAGCCGUGCUGUAGCCGGGCCUGGCAGAGGGACCACACCUGCAGUCCGAUUUACUGACCUGGAUGGCUCUCGGAUGACCACACCCGCGGCUACUGUGUCAUGCUCCUGGGUCUGUAACGCAGCUUGUACAGUCCGGUUCGGGGAGGGGUAGGA
Messenger RNA from Chelonoidis abingdonii (Abingdon island giant tortoise), 2232 nucleotides. Its product is annotated as acid-sensing ion channel 2. Gene Ontology annotation, biological process: sodium ion transmembrane transport. Gene Ontology annotation, molecular function: ligand-gated sodium channel activity. Gene Ontology annotation, cellular component: plasma membrane. Lineage: Eukaryota; Metazoa; Chordata; Testudines; Testudinidae. The record is from RefSeq and is a predicted model, not a curated record.